CCAACUUUAUAAGCAGUAUGCCCAAAUCAUUCCUUGUCAAGCAUAAGAAUAUUUGUGCCUUUUACGACGGGGAAGCCAUGGAUUCCGGUAACCCAAGCGCAUUCCAACUUGUAAUGCCAGCAUCCACCAAUUUUGCUGGAUCUAAACUAAAUGGAAAAGACUUUUUAGACGACCCCUCCUCGGGAUCCGGUCACCCGCCAGUUGAUCACCCCCUUUUACAACCCGGGGGUCUAUUCCGACCCUGGACUGACCAUAGUCUCAAAAGUAGCACGGUUGACACUUUGGCGGCGAGACAAAUGAUGUCGAUGAUGCACCCCAGUCUCCGACUUGGAAUCGAUACACGCUUUCUCCUCCACAACUUCCUCUUGUCCUACAACCACUACUUUGGGGGUUAUCCCUUUAAGUACGGAGAUCUAUAUCACACCCAAGGACCGGGGCCUCAAACCACAAAAGAGGAGGAACAAAUCGACGACAUCGCCUUACUGGAGACCACAAAUGGCGCUUAUGAGUGCACAAAGUGCAGCAAAUUCUUCAGCACACCGCACGGACUGGAAGUUCACGUGCGAAGGUCACACAGCGGGUCAAGGCCGUAUGCAUGUGAAAUCUGUAACAAGACUUUUGGACAUGCCGUUAGUUUAGAUCAACAUCGGGUUGUUCAUACCCAAGAGCGAAGCUUUGAGUGCAAACAGUGUGGGAAAUGUUUCAAGAGAUCCUCAACAUUGUCAACUCAUCUUCUGAUACACAGCGACACACGACCGUAUCCCUGUCCGUACUGCGGCAAAAGAUUUCACCAGAAGUCGGACAUGAAAAAGCACACUUACAUACAUACAGGAGAAAAGCCCCACAAAUGUCUUCAGUGCGGUAAGGCUUUCAGUCAGUCCUCAAAUCUGAUCACCCACAGCAGAAAACACACGGGUUUCAAGCCAUUCGCUUGUGAAAAGUGCGGUCGCGCAUUUCAGCGAAAAGUGGACCUCCGUCGUCACAUGGAAACCCAGCACACCGUUACCAUGGAGAGGGGCGUGAUAUCUUCUAUGAUGUUCCCGUACGUUUCAAAAAUGGUCAAAAUCCUGGUGCUUCUUGCGUUGAUUGGGAUCGCCAUGGGAGCAACUGUUCCUUCUGAUCCUUACUCGGUGCUUACAGUCCUAAAGCAAUCCUGCCGAGACACCAAUACUUGUCCACUUGUAUAUUCUGAACAGAGUUUGCGCGAACGCCUUACUCCCAUCCAAUAUCACGUGACUCGAGAAAAAGGAACAGAGAGACGCUUUUCCCCUGGUUACGACAAUCACAAACAAGGCAUUUACCAUUGCAUCGUAUGUAACAACACUUUAUACUCAUCAAAACACAAGUACAACUCUGGCACAGGAUGGCCAUCUUUUUACGACAAAAUUGGAACACAGAUGGGAAUCGUAGAGGACAAUUCUUAUGGUAUGCAGAGAUUAGAAGUCACAUGUGAACGAUGCGGGUCACACAUCGGUCACGUGUUCAAUGAUGGACCUGCCCCUACUGGUCUCCGGUACUGCAUGAAUUCAGCCGCCAUGUUGUUUGUUCCAGAUCACGUGAAUACAAUGCACCAAGAGCCAGUGGGCAAAAAAUAA
Molecule: messenger RNA, 1595 nt
Organism: Saccostrea cuccullata (small rock oyster)
Lineage: Eukaryota; Metazoa; Mollusca; Bivalvia; Ostreida; Ostreidae
Product: zinc finger protein 510-like
Exons: 7
Coding region: 18-1595 (525 amino acids)
Biological process (GO): regulation of transcription by RNA polymerase II
Cellular component (GO): nucleus
Molecular function (GO): peptide-methionine (R)-S-oxide reductase activity; DNA-binding transcription factor activity, RNA polymerase II-specific
Source: RefSeq, a predicted model, not a curated record